AUGAUUCGGCGAGUAUUUCCAAAUGGCCGAAUUCCACACGUCUGCGUUGUCGGCGCUGGAAUCUCGGGACUGAGGUGUGCCGAGGUGCUGGCUCAGCAGGGUCUGAAGGUGACGAUACUCGAGGGGCGUGACCGCAUAGGAGGGCGUGUCCACCAGUUCAGUCAACAGGGUCAUCUGAUUGACUUAGGGCCAAAUUGGAUUCAUGGCACUGACCACAACCCGAUUUUGGACCUCGCGGAAAGGACUCAUGACACAACCUUCUCACCUCCUGAAGAUGCCAAACCCUCUCUGUACGACGAAUUAGGUCAUCUUGUCGAGGGCCAAACGGCAAAGAAGCAUUCCGAGCUUGUCUGGGAAAUCAUUUCCAAUGCCUUCAGGUAUAGCAGGGAGAACGGCCCUUCGAUACCACCGCAAAGCUCCCUUAUGGACUUCUUUAGGAGCGAAGUGAAGGGGAAGGGAUUGAAUGAUGUUUCCUCCAAGCUAAUCCUCCAAAUGGCUCGAAUGUGGGGAGACUUCGUGGGCGAGCCCAUUGAGAAGCAAAGCCUAAGGUUCUUUUGGCUGGAAGAAUGCAUCGAAGGCGAAAAUCUCUUCUUGGCAAGCACCUACAAAUCAAUCCUCGACCUCAUCGCCAAAGGCGCAUUGGCUAGAGCCGAUCUCCAAAUCUCCACAAAGGUCACUUCCUUCAAAUCGAACAUCCAAAGCGGGCAACCGCCCUCGGUCACCAUUACCACGGCCUCCAACGACACUAUGAAUUUUGACGAAGUGAUCGUGACCUGCCCCUUAGGCUGGCUGAAACGUAACGUUACCUCUUUCUCGCCUACGCUUCCCUCUCGGAUCACCACAGCCAUCGAGCACAUUUCCUACGGUCGUCUCGAGAAAGUUUACUUCACCUUUCCCACUGCGUUCUGGCUCUCGUCAAAUUCCACAGGUACAGUGACCACAUUUUUCUCCCAAUUUCUUCCUCCCACGUACGCUUCAGACCAAAAUCCAGAACGCUGGACCACGGAAUGCGUCUCGCUCGCCUCCCUCCCCGGGUCUUGCGCGCAUCCAACACUCCUAUUCUACUUCCAUGGACCCUGUGCUCAGCACGUCACCUCCCUGAUUCAAGGCCUCGAUCCAGCCUCCAAGGAAUACUUCUCUCGCCUGGACGCCUUCUUCCACCCAUACUAUUCGCUCCUACCCGAUUAUUCCUCGUCGUCUCCCGAUUGCAAACCCUCCGGGAUCUUUGUCACGAAUUGGCAGAACGACGAAUUCGCAGGAUUUGGCUCCUAUACGACGUUUCAAGCUAGCGAUCCAGCAAAGGAUGGGGAGGUGCAGCUGGACAAGGAUAUCGAGGCGCUGAGGGAGGGUUGCCCGGAGAGAGGUAUCUGGUUCGCGGGCGAGCAUACGGCCCCAUUUGUGGCGUUGGGGACGGUGACGGGGGCGUAUUGGAGCGGUGAGGGUGUUGCCAAGAGGGUAGCGGAGGUUUAUGGGUUAAGCGGUGGGGAUGAGAGCAAGCAAGGCUCAACAGGUCAGCCUAUGCGUGAUGAAUUGAACGAAGCAUAG
Molecule: messenger RNA, 1545 nt
Organism: Letharia columbiana
Lineage: Eukaryota; Fungi; Ascomycota; Lecanoromycetes; Lecanorales; Parmeliaceae
Exons: 7
Coding region: 1-1545 (514 amino acids)
Molecular function (GO): oxidoreductase activity
Source: RefSeq, a predicted model, not a curated record